AUGAACAGUACUGCCGCCGCGAUAAAUCCAAACCCAAAUGUCAUACCGUUCGAUGACACAUACAUUCUUUACGAUUCCCACGACUUCCUAUCAUUCUUAAGUGCAUAUUUUUCGCUAAUGCCCAUCCUAGUACUGGCGUUUUAUUUGUCGUGGUUCAUCAUCACCAGAGAGUUAGAAGCCUGCAUUGUAGCCUUUGGGCAAGUGAUGAAUGAGAUUUUCAACAACGUAAUCAAGAACAUAAUAAAACAACCACGUCCGGUAUCGUUUGGUGCAUCAUUCCAAAAUGAUACUAUAAGAUCUGGGUAUGGGAUGCCCAGUGCACACUCCCAAUUCAUGGGGUUUUGUUUUGCUUAUAACUCCUUGAAAAUAUACACCCUAUGGAGAAACCUAAACUUUUUCGAAAAAUGCAUUUUUUCCAGCGGAUUAGCUUUACUGUCGUUCUGCGUUUGCUUUUCUAGAGUUUACUUGCACUACCACAAUUUGGACCAAGUGAUCAUGGGAUUUAGCGUUGGAGCACUGGCAGGCUCGGUCUAUUUUUUUAUCCUUGGCGUCAUAAGGGAACUGGGCUUAAUUAAUUGGUUUUUGAAACUGCGGAUCGCCAAGUUAUUUUACAUGACAGAUUCUUACAACCUGGCGCCGGUGACGUUAAAAGAGAGUCACAAACUGUAUUGGAAAAGAAUAUCCAUGCAACCUUCCAGUGAUAAUUUCAAAAAAGACUAG
Molecule: messenger RNA, 720 nt
Organism: Saccharomyces kudriavzevii IFO 1802
Lineage: Eukaryota; Fungi; Ascomycota; Saccharomycetes; Saccharomycetales; Saccharomycetaceae
Gene: CAX4
Product: dolichyldiphosphatase
Exons: 1
Coding region: 1-720 (239 amino acids)
Molecular function (GO): sphingosine-1-phosphate phosphatase activity
Source: RefSeq, a predicted model, not a curated record